AUGCGCACUUUCAAGCCAGCGCAAUUGCUUUGGGUAUUAUCCUUUUCUCCUCUCAUUUUAGCCUUCCCGGGAACAGAGAGCUCUCAUAAUGGUGCCCAAGCUCAUCGAGCUUUGCACAAAAGAUGUCCAUAUGCCAGCGUCGAGUCUGAUGCCGCACCAAAGCAUGAGAAGCGGUUCCUUGUCGAUUCGAUGAUGUCACCUAUUGAUGUUUCUGGGGAGCAUGAAUUCCAACCGCCCAAUUUCAAGGGUGGCGACCAGCGUGGCCCUUGCCCGGGUCUCAAUGCGUUGGCAAACCACGGGUAUAUCCCUCGAAAUGGAGUGGUCUCGUUCGGGAAUGUGAUCACAGCAAUCAACGAAGUGUACGGCAUGGGUAUUGAUUUGGCAACGGUCCUCGCGAUCAUGGGCACUCUCUGGACAGGGGACCCUUUGUCCCUUGAUCCCAGCUUUUCCAUCGGAGGUCGCGACCUUGGUGUAAACAACCUUCUGGGAAAUCUAGGAGGACUCCUCGGUGAACCUCAAGGUCUUAUCGGCUCCCACAACUUCAUUGAAGCGGACUCAUCCAACACGCGGGACGACUUAUACGUCACGGGAAACAACUACGCACUGAACAUGGAAAAGUUCAUGUCCUGGUAUAACAUGUCCGGCGAUGGCACGUUUGACAUGGAUCUCAUGGCCAAGCGGGCAAAGCUGCGUUUUGAGGAGACAAUCCAAACCAACCCGAAUUUCUACUACGGACCUGUGACUGGCCUGAUUGCACGCAAUGCUGGCUACAUUUUCCCUGCUCGGCUGUUUCGGAAUCAUUCCCGUGAGAAUCCAGAGGGAAUCUUGACAAAGAGUCAUAUUCGAAGCUUUUACGGCAUCUACGGCGAGGAGGGUGACCUUACAUAUCGGGAAGGAUGGGAAAGAAUUCCUGAGAACUGGUUCAAGACUCCCAUAGAUUACGGUCUCCUGCAGCUCAAUCUGGACACUAUCGAUUGGAUGGCAAAGUAUCCCGAACUUGCAAGCAUCGGAGGGAACAUGGGUAAGGUCAACAGUUUUGCUGGGGUUGACCCUGCAAAUUUGACGGGCGGCGUUUUCAACUUGACCGAUCUGCUGGAAGGCAACAACUUGCUCUGCUUCGUUUUUGAAGUUUUGAAAUUCGGCAGUCCCAAUGCCCUCGCUAGUUUGUACACAACUCUGGCGGAGCCCUUGGGUUUCGUGAGUGAUAUCUUGUCAGUUCCUUUGUUGAACAUCACUUGCCCAGCAUUCCAGGACCUUCAACUCGGUGGCAAGCCAUUCUGGGAGGCUCUCCAGAAUGAUUUCCCGGGCGCUAUGCAAAGUGGCCGCGCGUUUUGA
Penicillium daleae is the source of this 1335-nucleotide messenger RNA. Its product is annotated as peroxidase family protein. The record is from RefSeq and is a predicted model, not a curated record. Bases 1 to 1335 code for a protein of 444 amino acids. Gene Ontology annotation, molecular function: peroxidase activity. The transcript has 7 exons. Lineage: Eukaryota; Fungi; Ascomycota; Eurotiomycetes; Eurotiales; Aspergillaceae.